AUGUCGCAAAAUAUGCUUGCAGAAACAGUGCCACUCUUCGGGGCUGCAGGUCGGCGCAGCUAUGACGUGUUCCCUACCGCAGCACAGCGUCGGCACCCUUUCAUCAUGGCCAUCGGCUCUUCAUGUAAUGUGCAACGUGCCACUGAUGGCACUACUUACCCCUUCAUUAGUGCGCUGGCGCCGUCGGUCUGCCCAAGGAGCAGGGCGUACUCAGCUGCGACGGCGCACCAGCAGCCCUUGUCCUCCAGAUCGGCAGGACCACGGCGGUCCAACGAGCGGGGUUGCGGUGGUAGCCGGAGGUUGUCGUGGAACACUCACUUUUCUCAGCUUCUUUCUGAGGAGCAGAUUACACGCUGGAGGCUACGGUGCAAGGAGCAGGAAGAGCGAGUGGAGAUUGCGCUGGCAAAACCGUCGUGCUGGGUGCUGUUUUCUGACGCCCACACGACAGCGGCACACUCUUCACGUGAACGGGGCAGCGCCUGCCUGAGCUGUGGUGCGUACUCACGGCCGCGCUUACCACGAUCGGAGCCUGUUUGCGCCAUGGUCAAUGAAGUCCAUUCGUUGGGCGCUGGCAGAAGACGGAUCAAGACGAAGAAGCACUGCUCCUCUGGGCGUAGCGGUGAUUUUCAAGAGCAGCCAUCUUCAGGGACCCGAGACGCAGCUUCCGCUACCGCGCCAUUGCAUGUGCGUGACAGCGAGCUACUGCGCGCGUUGCAAAGGGCAGAGGCACGCAUCAAGCAGCUAGAGACCGGAAUCGUGCCGCAGACUCCAGCGCUAGGGGAAGAGGAGAGCGUAAUGAGCGCUUCCUCAUCCACGACAGUGAGACCGCAAGCGUCGACUCGCCCUGGCCCAAUCCACCCUUAUACACCUCUCUCACCGUACUUGGUAACCUUGUAG
Messenger RNA from Leishmania braziliensis MHOM/BR/75/M2904, 897 nucleotides. RefSeq lists its product as hypothetical. NCBI's taxonomy places the organism in Eukaryota, Euglenozoa, Kinetoplastea, Trypanosomatida, Trypanosomatidae. The transcript has a single exon. Bases 1 to 897 code for a protein of 298 amino acids. The record is from RefSeq and is a predicted model, not a curated record.